CCAAACUCCAAAUAACAAACAAAAACCCAUCUAGCAACCAAUGUCCACCACUAUUACUAACUUGUUUCUUCUUUUCACAUUCAUAUUCCUCUCUCAAACUACACCUUCUCUCUCCAAAAGAUGCCAUCCAGAAGAUGAAAGAAUCCUCCUCCAAAUCAAAAAGGAAUUCAACAAUCCAUCUCUUCUCUCCUCAUGGAAACCAAACACCGACUGUUGCAACUUCAACUGGUACGGCGUUGGUUGUUCCGCCUUAAUCAACGAACGUGUCGGUUAUCUCAGUAUCUCAAACGACACAAACCUCUCUUCUCAAUUUCCUCCAUCCAUCGCUAACUUACCUUUCUUAGAGGCACUAUUUAUCUUUGAUUUACCAAAUCUCACUGGACCAAUUCCACAGUCUAUAACCAAACUCACCAAACUCAAAUACCUCACAAUAAGCUCAACCGGCGUAACAGGUCCAAUACCGAAUUUCACAGACCAGUUUACAAACCUAGUUAACUUGGAUCUUUCGCAUAAUAACCUCUUCGGAACACUCCCAACUUCACUAUACAAAUUACCUAGUCUGUCUGGUGUUCUCUUUAACAACAACAAUUUAACAGGUUCAAUCCCUACAACGUAUGGUUACUUCAAUAGCAGCAGCGUAACUUCUUUGGAUCUCUCUUAUAACAAACUCUCGGGGAAACUUCCUAUUUCACUGGCCAUGUUGGAUAUUUACGUUCUUGAAUUGGCUUAUAAUAAGUUUGAAGGUGACGCUUCUAUGCUUUUUGGUUCCAACAAAAAGACAUUGGUAGUAGAUAUUUCGGGGAACCGUUUUGCUUUUGAUUUUGGAAGAGUUGAGUUGUCUCAAACCAUAACAACGUUGGAUGUGAGUCACAAUAAGAUCUAUGGUAACUUCCCUAUGGCAAUGGAAAAUGUAACGUUUUUGAAUGUGAGCUAUAAUAGGCUAUGUGGUGAGAUUCCAAAGGUUGGAUAUUUCAAAACUUUUGAUGUUUCUUCAUUUGUUCAUAACAAGUGUUUGUGUGGAUCUCCUCUUCCGAAUUGCAAGUGAUCAUUGUAAGGACUAAGCUGUUGAUUUACCACUCAUCUAUUAUUCUAUAAGUAUUUUUUUGGUUAUUUCUUCACAUGUUAUUUUACAAUUGCAAUCUACAAGUUCUCACAUAUAUUUAUCUGGUUUGUAAAUUUGUAACCUUUAAUGAGAAACUCAUUCUUGUUUGGGAAUGGAUUCUCUCGAAUGUGAUUCAAAAUAAUCUAUCGCAAUUGAAAUUCUUGUCAUUUAAAGUUUUUAAGCAUUUCUGGGGUGAAAGAUUAUUGUUGGGUUUUAAGUGUAACUCGUAAAGUUUCAUAUUGACUAUAAGU
Vicia villosa (hairy vetch) is the source of this 1353-nucleotide messenger RNA. Its product is annotated as polygalacturonase inhibitor-like. The transcript has a single exon. NCBI's taxonomy places the organism in Eukaryota, Viridiplantae, Streptophyta, Magnoliopsida, Fabales, Fabaceae. Bases 41 to 1045 code for a protein of 334 amino acids. The record is from RefSeq and is a predicted model, not a curated record. Gene Ontology annotation, molecular function: protein binding.